CGCCACUCCUCGGCCCAUCCUCGCCUUGGCAGAGCAAGUUCUCGAACGUUUGACCAGGUAGCCACCGGUCAUGCCCAAUCCUUGGUGCUGAGGCCACUGGUAGAAAUGGAGGGGCCUGUGGGCAGCGAGCCGGACUGUGUCCACGAUGUGGCCACAAGCUUUUCUGAGUGCGUGGGGCCAGCAGAGGCGGCGGCGACAGCCAGAGGCGACUUGACGCUGACGCUGCGAGCCCUGAGGAGCCAGAGUGGACAGCCAGACCCCGACCUGCAGCAGGCCCUGCAAGGCCGCCUGCGUCUGCUGGAGAGUGACAGCCGGGAACUGGCCCAGGCCCUGGGGGAGCUGUCAGCUAGGCUGCUAUCUGUCCACAGCGAUCAGAACCAGAUCGUGGUGACCUUUAAGACGUUUGAGGAAAUCUGGAAGUUUUCCACCUACCAUGCUCUUGGCUUCACACACCACUGCAUGGAGCAGCUGCUGGUAGACCAGGCCUUCUGGCUGCUGCCACCCAUGGAGAACCAGGAGGCGGCAUUGCGCGUGCAUGUGGACCCCACUGCCCUCCAGCGUGCCCACGAGAGCCUGUUGGCUUUGGAAGGGCCUUUUUUUGUCCUAUGUCCUGACCACCGCGUGAGGGUGACCGCUGGCCCCUCAGGGGCAGGUAUGGGCCCCCAGCCCCUCAGGAGGGCUUUGGGGGUCCCACAGACAGAAACAACCUCCAGUGCCAGCUCAUCCAUCGAGGAGACAACUGCCCUGGAGACCUUGAUCCCGUUUUAUCAGUGGGCUCUCAGAGGCUCCUGGGACCCCGGCGAUGACCCCGAGGACACAGAUGUGAUGCCAGAUGUGCCCCUGAUGGCCGUGGGCCUGGCCUCCGCUGUGACUGACUGCCAGGGGACAUGCCCCGAAGAGCUGAACUUCCAGGCGGGAGACCACAUCCAGCUCCUGGGCGCCCGAGUGCCUGGCCUGCGCUGGUGUGUGGGGAGACAUGUGGCCUCAGGCCAGGUCGGUUUUGUGCGGUCGAGCGACAUCUGUGCGCAGGAGUGUGUGUCUGAGCUAGAAGAUGCUAUGUUUCUCAGUGAGGGAGAGUGCGCUUUCCUCAGCAGGGAAGGACACUUUUCCGAAGAGGAGGCCUGGCGGUUACUGAGCAGGGUCUCAGGCCUGGAUGAGUGCACGAACUACAGCCUAGACACACUCGAAGAGGCUGAGCCAGAAUGGCGCAAGGAGCCAGAAAUACCACCAUCCGGCCGGACCCCAGAGCCAAGUGACACCCUGCAGAAAGUGAAGAAUAUUCUAGAACAAUGCAAGUCCUGCCUGGACAGCCCCAAGGAGCCCAUAUCCCUGACGCUCCAGGACACACCCACGUCCUCGACGUUGCCGGACACAGAGUUGCCCCAGCUCAGCCUGAUGGCCGCGGACAGCUGGACCGACCCCACGGCUCUGCCGGUGCUGCUGGCGGCCCUGAACACACCCAGCCACGAGGCCCACUUCUGUGGCCUGUACAGCCAGGCCCUGCCCAUGGCAGCCGGUGUGGACGAGGAGGUGCUAAUGGGGCGCCUGGCGCAGGCCCGGGCGGCCGCCAAGAGAGCGGGUCUCCCCAUGGCGCUGGCGCGACUCUGCUUCCUCCUGGGCCGGCUGUGCGUGCGGCAGCUCAAGCUCUCCCAGGCCCGCGUGUACUUCGAGGAAGCCCAGGGAGCGCUGGGAGGAGGCUUUGGGGACCUGGUGCUGGUGGCCGCGGUGUACGCCCACCUCGCUGCCGUGCACCUAAAGCAGAAGAACCGAGAAAAGAGUGCCCAGAUGGUGCCCAAGGCGGCAGCCCUACUCUUGGGUUUGCCCGGCCUGCAGGGCCGCACAGAGGCGGAGGCCCAGCUGCUGCGCCUGGCCCUGCGGCGGGCUGUGCUGAGCCGAAGCCCCCAGGCAGAGGCCCGGGCCUGCUUCCUGCUGGCCCAACACCACGUUCAGCUUCGGCAGCCAGAGCAGGCACUGCCCUUCUUGGAGCGGCUUCUGCUGCUGCAUCAGGCCUCAAGCACCCCCCAAGCCUCGUGGCCCGUCCACUGCGCCCUGCUGCUAGCUGCUGCUUAUGGGCGCCAAUGCCUGCCCCACCUGGCGCUGAGCUGUGUCAAGGUGGCUUCGCUGCAGCCACGGAGCUCUCUGGCUAGUGCACUGCGUAGUGUGGACCUGGUACUGCACCAUGCUCCACGGCCUCAAGGCCUGCCAGCCCAGGCAGCCCAGUACCUGCGGCAGGCACUGGCGGUAGACCCAGGCCCGGCCCUGCGUGGCCUGCUCUGUGCCAGCCUGGCAAGGCUGCAGAGCCUCCAUGGGCAGCACAACCAGGCCAUCGUCUGUAUGCUCCAGGCGGCGGAGGCUGAGGCCCAAGCGAGCGGGCGGCAUAUGCUGGACUACCUGCUGGCCCUCGCCCAGCUGUACCUACUCCACAGUCAGGGCCCCGUGGCAUUGGGCAUCCUGGAGGCCGUGCGGGACGCAGUCACCCCCAGCCAGGAGCAGGAGGGCGUGAUGGCCAACAUGGUGGCCAUGGCCUUGCAGAGGACUGGCCGGACUCGGCAGGCAGUCGAGGGCUAUUACCGAGCCCUGUGCCUAGCCAGGGACUGGCAACACAUGCACAACCAGGCCGUGGUCCUGGCUAACUUCGGGGUACUGUGCAGACAGGUGGGGGCCAGGCACCUGGCCCAGCGCUACCUCCUGCAGUCUGCCAGGCUGUUCUCCGGGCUGCCCAGCCAGGACUGUGGCCCGGACCUCACGCGUGUGCUGUUGGCACUUGGGGACCUCAGCACCCGCCAUGGCCACCCCCGCCAAGGCAAGAGCUACUACGAGUGGGCCCUGCUGGUAGCCAUGCACGCUGGUCACGUGCAGAGCCAGCUGCAGACUGUCCAGCGCCUGUGUCACUUCUACAGUGCCGUGAGGCCCAGCAAGGCGCGGAGCCUAGUGUACCAUGAGCUGCAGCUCUCUCUGGCCCACAGGGUGGCCGACAAGGGGCUGGAGGGGCAGCUCCUGGAGACCAUCAGCAGACUCUACCUGGGCUUGGGCACUGAGCGAGCCUACAAGUCGGCGCUGGACUACACCAAGCGCAGCCUGGGUGUGUUCAUCGACCUGCAGGAGAAGGAGAAGGAGGCGCAUGCCUGGCUGCAGGCUGGGAGGAUCUACUACAUCCUGCAGCAGAACGAGUUGGUGGACCUGUACAUCCAGGUGGCCCAGAAUGUGGCUCUGUACACGGGGGAUCCACGCCUGGGGCUGGAGCUGUUUGAGGCGGCGGGGGACAUUUUCUUCAAUGGGGCCUGGGAGCGGGAGAAAGCUGUGUCUUUCUACCGAGACCGGGCACUGCCCCUGACAGUGGCUGCGGGCAACCAGGAGGCGGAGCUGAGACUCUGCAACAAGCUGGCGGCUCUGCUGGCUGAGCUGGACACACCCCACGAGGGGCUGGAGUUCGCCCACAUGGCGCUGGGCCUCAGCAUCACCCUGGGGCACCGACUGAAUGAGCGGGUGGCCUACCAUCGGCUGGCCUCGCUGCACCACCAGCUGGGCCAGGGUGAGCUGGCUGAGCACUUUUACCUGAAGGCGCUGGCGCUGUGCACAUCGCCGCUGCAGUUCGACGAGGAGACGCUGUACUACGUCAAGGUGUACCGGUUGCUGGGCGACAUCAUUUUCUACCAGCUCAAGGACCCCUUUGAUGCGGCUGGGUACUACCAGCUGGCACUGGCGGCGGCCAUGGACCUGGGCAGCAAGAAGGCGCAGAUGCAGCUGUGCGGACGCCUGGCCACCAUCUACCACCACUUCCUGCGGGACCGUGAGGCCUCUCUCCUCUUCUACCAGAAGGCCCGCACCUUUGCUGCCGAGCUCCGAGGCCGUCGGGGCCCCCUUGGUCUCCCAAAGCCCUGCAGCCGCGCGCCUUGGCUGGCCCCUGCCCCACCGCCGCCUUCCUGACCCCCCUCACCCUAUGCCUCGAACACCUGCUCACUGU
Suncus etruscus (white-toothed pygmy shrew) is the source of this 3964-nucleotide messenger RNA. It is a transcript of the gene SH3TC1, whose product is annotated as SH3 domain and tetratricopeptide repeats 1. The transcript has 17 exons. The record is from RefSeq and is a predicted model, not a curated record. Gene Ontology annotation, molecular function: protein binding. Lineage: Eukaryota; Metazoa; Chordata; Mammalia; Eulipotyphla; Soricidae. The coding region runs from base 106 to 3927 and encodes 1273 amino acids.